ACCCACGCAUCGACGAGAAGAUGAAUAGCGGCAAUAUGGCUACUUCUUCCAUCCUUUUCUUCUUCCUCCUCGGCGGCCUCACCGUCGCCGUCGCCGCCCACGGCACGGCGAACGACGACACCAAUACCAUACGCCUCCCCAGCGACGGAGCAAAGUCGCCGAAGAUGCCGACGGAGAAGAGGCCGUGGAAGUGCUGCGACGACAUCGAGGAGCAGCCGGCGAGCAUCUUCCCGCCGUUCUGGCGGUGCAACGACGAGCUGGAGCCCAGCCAGUGCGCCGCCCAGUGCGAGGUGUGCCAGGACCAGGAGGCGUCGCCGGGCCGGCUCAUCUGCGGCGACGUCUACUGGGGCGCCGACCCGGGCCCCUUCUGCACGCCGAGGCCGUGGGGAGAUUGCUGCGACAUGGACAUCUGCAGCAGGUCUCUCCCGCCGAUCUGCCGGUGCGCCGACGAGGUGGAGUCGUGCGCCGCCGCGUGCAAGGAUUGCCAGCAGCUGGAGUCGUCGUCGUCGUCGUCGGAGCCUCCUCGCUACGUCUGCCAUGAUUGGUUCAGAGGCGAGCCAGGUCCCAGUUGCACACCCGACGAACACAAGUAAUUAACCUACGGCUACGGGUGUGAUCGAUCGAUCGAUCUGUCCGUCGAUAAUAAGCGCUAGCUGCUAGCUGAUCGUUAGUUUGAUCAUGCUACUAGCUAGCUUAGCAAUCAACAUUUAGAGCUCUGCUUUAGUUGUCAGUUUAGUGCUUAUUAUUUGUACGUGGAUCGCUUAGCUUGUAUAUCAAUCUGUCCUUCAAUAAAUAAAAGAAAACGGGGCGGAUCGUUCAUUA
Messenger RNA from Oryza sativa Japonica Group (Japanese rice), 822 nucleotides. RefSeq names its product Bowman-Birk type bran trypsin inhibitor-like. Gene Ontology annotation, cellular component: extracellular region. NCBI's taxonomy places the organism in Eukaryota, Viridiplantae, Streptophyta, Magnoliopsida, Poales, Poaceae. The record is from RefSeq and is a predicted model, not a curated record. Gene Ontology annotation, molecular function: serine-type endopeptidase inhibitor activity.